Molecule: messenger RNA, 2299 nt
Organism: Sinocyclocheilus grahami
Lineage: Eukaryota; Metazoa; Chordata; Actinopteri; Cypriniformes; Cyprinidae
Product: stAR-related lipid transfer protein 3-like
Exons: 8
Coding region: 124-891 (255 amino acids)
Biological process (GO): cholesterol transport
Cellular component (GO): endoplasmic reticulum membrane; late endosome membrane; endoplasmic reticulum-endosome membrane contact site
Molecular function (GO): cholesterol binding
Source: RefSeq, a predicted model, not a curated record
CUGAGCGUCGAUCAGCUGGCGGAUGUGACGUCUCUCACAUCCGAUUGUUAUCGCGGAAGUGCAGCAGGCUGCUAGUGAGAAUGAUGCGCUGAAUCUGGGGAUGUGCUCCAGCUGGAUGUAGUUAUGCAGAGCGGCGUGGACUACAGCGAGUUGGGAGGAAGUUUUCCAGCCAUUGCCUCAUUGAACGCCUCAUAUUCCCAGGCGUCUCUCUCCCUUCCCUCCCCUUACUACCCCCCGCUGCCCCCGGGAGAGAGGAAAGCCUUCUCAGACGUACGCCGAACAUUCUGCCUCUUCGUUACAUUUGACCUCCUCUUCAUCACUCUGCUCUGGAUCAUUGAGUUAAAUGGGGGAAGGGGGGGGGGAGUAUAUACUCUUGAAAUACCGUGCCAUGGGAAAACGUUUAUUUUAAAGGCACUCUUGCAGUGUUCCGCAGAGCUGGUGUAUCAGGAGGUCAUUUUACAGCCGGAGAAGAUGGUGCAGUGGAACAGAACAGUGUCUGUUUGUCAGAUUUUACAGAGAGUGGAUGACAACACAAUGGUGUCAUAUGAUGUUUCUGCAGGAGCCGCAGGAGGUGUCGUGUCUCCCAGGGACUUUGUGAACGUUCGUCGGGUGGAACGCAAGCGAGACUGCUACAUCUCUGCAGGAAUGGCCACCAAUCACAGCAGCAAACCCCCUCACAGUCGCUAUGUCAGAGGGGAAAAUGGUCCUGGUGGAUUUGUGGUGUUGAAAUCUAGCAGUAAUCCUUCAGUUUGCACCUUCAUCUGGGUCCUCAAUACAGACCUUAAGGGUCGCCUGCCACGUUACCUCAUCCACCAGUCACUGGCCGCCACCAUGUUCGAGUUUAUGUCUCAUCUCAGGCAGCGUAUAAAUGUCCACGUCUCCUACCGGUGAUCUCUGGCUUUGACUCUUUAUCCAGCCACAGUUUACAUUGUGGUAACUUCAAAUUUCACUGUGCCAUAUUCAAACUACAACUGCUGAGAGGAGAUACAGCAUUGCGUUUGACUGGCGGGAGGUUGUCACGGCUGUCUGCGUCUAGGACAGUUUGGCUGCACUUUACACUGAAGUUUAAUUUUAUAUAAAUGUACUACUGCAGCACACAGAGGUCAUAACUCAUACUGUCAAACCCAACAAGAGCUGGAAACAUGCACAGGAAGUUAUCAGAGAGCAGCUUGUGCUGUAUGAGAGGUCAGGGGAAAAACUGAUUGUGCCUAAAACCACUGUUGUCCCCUAGUGAACACGACUGACGGCUAGGACUGUUUCUGAGCCGAAUAUGCUGUGGUUUCUCAUUCUGCUUUUACUUUUGCCUUAAUCGAACAUGCACACACAUUCAUACUAAUUGUAAUUAUUGUUUUAGAUCUUCUUUUGGUUUGCAAUUGGCUCUUGUGGCCAGACAUUGCUGUAUUCGAUUAUUAAAAGUAAAUGCAUUCAUCUGUAGCAUAGAUCAGCAUCCUGCCAUGUAUAUGAUCAUUUGUCUAAUAAUGUAAAUGGUUAAGAGUUUGAUUAUAUAGUUAUGUCUUAAAUCAACAUAUCCGGUUAACUACGACCCAGAGUAUUUGCAUAAAAUAUGCUGCAACAAAAAAGCUAACUUUUGUGCUUGAUUUUAUUCUAUAAAAACUGGUUCAAAGCAGCUCAAAAUCCAUGUGAAAUUAAUAUAACGGGCCUUUUGUUGAAAUGCAUGCAUUUAUUUCUUGCAUUUAUUGCAUGUCAGUUUGUUUUCUCAAAGAGCAUUACUGUCCACGUUUUUUUGAUUAUACACAUGUUUACCACAUUUAUACAGGGCAUAGCAAUUUAUAAACAGAAACUAAGGCAUAGUCGCUCACUGGUUGUUUGAUUAGUAUUGUCUUAUAGAAAUGCAAAUGUGUCCUACAUUAACAGUUGCCUUGAAGCAAACAAAAUGCAUACUGGUUUUAACAGAGAGAAAAAAACACUCUUACAGGGUAUUGCGCUUCCUUUUAAGGGACAGCACAUGUUGAAGUUGGUUUAUCAGUGGUAUCGUGAAAAAUGUUGAUCUUUUUAAAGUCCUGUUCUGUACUUUGUUUUGCAGCCUUCUUGGCUUGUACUUGUGUGCCUUUGUUACAGUUUCCCUCACUGAAAUCACAAGUUGCUUUCGUUAUUUAGAUUUAUUUUGUAACACUUUUUUUGGCCUCUAUGGACUGUAUCCACAUUUGUUUGUGCAGAGCCUUUUGCAGUUCACUUGAAUUCACUUGUGAUUCAGCUUCUGUGUGAAUGAUAUUUUUAUACUGAUUUACAGUAAUAUGAAGCUAUACAGAAUUGUCAUGUAACUCAAAAAUCAUGAUUU